UAGAUCAAGUAGGGGCUGUAAGUCCCACAAAGAAGUCCAAGAUGGACUUCGACGACAUGCUUGAGGAGUUAGGGGAAAUGGGGAAGUUUCAGGUGACAACUUACACCCUCGUUUGUUUACCGGUACUUUUUGCAGCAGCAAAUAGCUUAAGCUACGUUUUUACUGCUGGAGUUCCGAAUUAUAGGUGUUUUAUACCGGAAUGCGAAGAAGCAGGCAACACGCAUUACACCACGCCUUGGACCCACUGGGCUUUACCCAGCAGUUCUGGGCAGGGAGUUUUAGAUACGAAAUCUCGCUAUUGUGACAUGUAUAAAGUUGAUACUACAAUAUAUAAUGCGACUGGAGUAUGUAGUGCAGAUAUUUUUACCAGGGAAGUUACCAAAUGUGACCAAUGGGUGUUUGAUGACGCCGAAAAAACUAUAGUGAAUGAAUGGAAUUUGACAUGCGUUGAAAACCAAUGGAAAUUAUCACUGGUGGGUUCAUCUCACUUUGCUGGGAUCAUAGUGGGUUCGGGAUUGUUUGGUGUUUUGGCCGAUAGAUAUGGAAGAAAAAUAGUUUUUGUCGUUUGUAUUUUGAUUAUGAGUUUAUCGGGGAUGCUUCAAGUUUUGGCGCCAGAGUACAUAAGCUUCGUGGUGCUGAUUUUUAUUAAUUCUUUGGGCACUUCCGGGGUUUAUCCUUUAGCGUUUAUUAUAGGGGUUGAAAUGGUGGGCAAAAAAAAGCGCGAACUAACGGGUAUAGUUUUAAACUAUUUUUAUGCCGUUGGAGAAGCCCUGGUGGCUUUAUUCGCUUGGUACACGAAAAACUGGAUAUACUUGCAACUAAUAGUUUCUGCGCCACCUGUAUUAUUUCUGGCGUACUAUUGGAUGGUUCCAGAGUCGGUGAGAUGGCUUCUGGCGAACGAAAAAAAUGAAAGCGCGAAAAAAAUAAUCUGCAGAGCUGCCAAAGUGAAUAAAGUCAGCCUGUCGAAAUCCCUGAUGGAUUCGUUUAAAGAGGAAGAAAUUAAUGGAAAAGAAAAUGACUUGGACGAAGAGCCAAGAAUUUUACCGGUCAUUAAAGAGAUGAUUUGCUGUAAAAAAUUGGUUAUAAGAUUUCUCAUAAUGUAUUUUAUAUGGGCUGUCAAUGCAUUUGUUUACUACGGUCUGUCAAUAAACUCGACGAGUUUGAGUGGAGACAAGUACAUAAACUUUGCCUUAGUAAGUCUAGUGGAAAUACCGGGCUAUACACUGGCCUGGGUGGCCAUACAAAAAAUCGGCAGAAAAUAUGGACUUAUUUUGUCACUCUUAUUGAGUGGACUCACAUGCACAGCGACCAUUUUCUUACCAGCAGAUACCGAAUGGCUUGUAAUUUUACUAUUUCUGCUCGGGAAGUUAGGAAUAACAUCCUCAUUCGGUAUAGUCUAUGUUUAUACAGCCGAAUUGCUACCAACAAUCGUGAGGAGUGGUGGGGUGGGUUCCGCAUCGACAGUAGCCAGAGUUGGGGCAUUGUUGGCCCCCUUUGUGCCCCUGCUGGGUACGUAUUUUGCCCCACUACCAAUGCUUCUAUUCGGUGGUACCGCUUUAACAGCGGGAAUUUUGGCGCUUAAAUUGCCUGAAACUUUGGGUAGCAAGCUGCCUGAAACCGUGAGAGAAGCAAAAAUGUUGUAGAUUUUUUUGUGUGUGUAAUAAUAUAAUUUUUAUCUCGA
Messenger RNA from Brassicogethes aeneus, 1681 nucleotides. Lineage: Eukaryota; Metazoa; Arthropoda; Insecta; Coleoptera; Nitidulidae. The record is from the annotation of a GenBank genome assembly.